UUCCACAGUGAAGAGAGAGGCCAGCCGAAAGUGACGAACCAAUGAAAUCCUGAGCAACAGCUGCAACCAAAUGAAAAACCAAAGCAGGAAAAGCAAAAACCAACGAAAGCAGAAAAAAGUGCUUUACUCCUCUCGAUGUUUUUAGGGUUUUUGUUCUCUCCCCAGCGCCCUUUUCCUCUUAAAUUCAAUGUACUUUAACUUCUCCAGCACCCACAGUUUCCCUCCGCCCUGAGAUCUCUCCUCACUUUCUCAAAUUAAAGCAAAUUUUCAAACUCUUAAUUUCUGGGUUUUCUGUUUUUCUCUCUUUUCGAAAAAUGUUUCAGAGACUGGGGACGAUUGGCGGGUCGUAGCAGAACAGAAGACUCUCCGGGACGAUGAAGAUCGGUGAGCCGGCAACGGUGAAGGUCCGAUCUUGGGCGCUUUGGCAGGUUUGAGUAGUUGCUUCGGGUUGCAGAGAUCGGAAAUCGGAGUUUUUUGUGAAGGGUAUCGGCAUAAUCGGAGGACUGGGCCGGUUCGAAUCGCCGAGUCGUACGAAUCGGGCAGCGGUAAUAACAGCUUCAAAUCUCGAGAGAACAUUUUGCGGUGAAAAAUCACUUUCUGUCGAUUUCUCUGGCUGAUUGUCUCUGCGAAAAAAUCAUUUCGAAAAAUGAGAGGAACAGAGGACGCGCGAAUGUAAGCGUACGUACUCGUUAGAGCUUUCGUUUCGAUGUUUAAAGGAGGAGGGCUGGUUUCGCUGGUCGUGGACUUCUGCUGAUAAAUGCUUUCAAAUAACACUUGAGAGUGUUUUGAAUGUUUUCGUUUUGGGUCUCUUAAUUUUAGGUUGGUUUAGCUCCGAUCUCGAAAAGAUUUACCAUCCUUGUGUUUUGAGCUGCUUCGCAGUGAGAAAACAGGGAUAGCUGCGUUUCAGUUGUUGGUUUCAGUAAAUCCUAGAAUCACGCUAUUUGUAUUUCAGCGAGUGAAGAAAAGAAGAGCAAAGAAGCUGCAGUCACGAAUCGACCAUAUAUAUAUAUAUAUAUAUAUUAUCUAUUUCUUUAGAGUUUCAAUUCCUUGGUCAAGCAUUUUAUUAAGCUUCUUUGGGUGUUGUGACUUUGGGAUUUUUGGGAGUGUUUGUGGGAUUGUGAGAUUGACGGUGAGAUGGCAAUGUCCUGCAAGGAUGGUAAACCAGGGUUGGACAAUGGCAAGUAUGUCCGCUACACGCCUGAGCAGGUUGAAGCCCUCGAGAGGCUUUAUCACGAGUGCCCUAAACCCAGUUCGAUUCGCCGCCAACAGCUCAUUAGGGAGUGCCCAAUCCUCUCCAACAUUGAGCCCAAGCAGAUUAAAGUUUGGUUCCAGAACAGAAGAUGCAGGGAGAAGCAGCGGAAGGAGGCGUCCCGCCUUCAAGCCGUGAAUAGGAAGCUGACGGCCAUGAACAAGCUUUUAAUGGAAGAGAAUGAUAGGUUGCAGAAGCAGGUGUCACAACUGGUGUAUGAGAAUGGCUACUUUCGCCAACACACCCAGACCACGACGCUUGCGACCAAAGAUACAAGCUGUGAGUCGGUGGUGACGAGUGGUCAACACCAUUUGACGCCUCAGCAUCCGCCGAGGGAUGCUAGUCCUGCAGGGCUUUUGUCCAUUGCAGAAGAGACUUUAACAGAGUUUCUUUCAAAGGCCACUGGAACUGCUGUUGAGUGGGUCCAAAUGCCUGGAAUGAAGCCUGGUCCGGAUUCCAUUGGAAUCGUUGCUAUUUCUCAUGGUUGCACUGGAGUGGCAGCACGAGCCUGUGGCCUAGUGGGCUUAGAGCCCACAAGGGUUGCAGAAAUCCUCAAGGAUAGGCCAUCGUGGUUCCGCGAUUGCCGAGCUGUGGAUAUUUUGAAUGUGCUGCCUACGGCAAAUGGUGGAACCAUUGAAUUGCUGUACAUGCAGCUCUACGCGCCAACAACUUUGGCGCCUGCACGUGACUUCUGGUUGUUACGCUAUACUUCUGUUUUGGAGGAUGGCAGUCUUGUGAUUUGUGAAAGAUCACUUAAAAAUACUCAAAAUGGCCCUAGCAUGCCAGCUGUGCAGCAUUUUGUGAGAGCAGACAUGCUGCCGAGUGGGUACCUGAUAAGACCUUGUGAAGGGGGUGGUUCUAUCAUUCACAUUGUUGAUCAUAUGGAUUUGGAGCCAUGGAGUGUUCCUGAAGUGUUGCGCCCUCUGUAUGAGUCCUCAACAGUGCUUGCUCAAAAGACAACAAUGGCUGCUCUUCGCCAGCUAAGGCAGAUAGCUCAGGAGGUUUCUCAGUCCAAUGUCAAUGGCUGGGGCAGGCGACCUGCAGCCCUACGAGCGCUAAGCCAGAGGUUGAGCAGGGGUUUUAAUGAGGCUCUAAAUGGGUUUACUGAUGAGGGGUGGUCAAUGAUUGGAAAUGAUGGAAUGGAUGAUGUUACUAUUCUUGUGAACUCGUCUCCUGAUAAAUUAAUGGGCUUAAAUCUUUCCUUCACUAAUGGAUUUUCAACUGUCAGCAAUGCAGUCUUAUGUGCUAAAGCAUCAAUGCUUCUACAGAAUGUGCCUCCUGCAAUACUGCUUAGAUUUUUGCGGGAGCAUAGAUCAGAAUGGGCAGACAACAAUAUUGAUGCUUACUCAGCUGCAGCUAUCAAAGUUGGUCCUUGCAGCUUACCAGGGUCUCGCGUUGGAAGUUUUGGAAGUCAAGUUAUUCUCCCACUUGCUCACACUAUUGAGCAUGAAGAGUUCUUGGAGGUCAUUAAGUUGGAAGGGGUGGGCCAUUGUCCUGAAGAUGCGAUGAUACCUCGAGAUAUGUUUCUCUUGCAGCUGUGCAGCGGAAUGGAUGAGAAUGCUGUUGGCACUUGCGCUGAACUCAUUUUUGCUCCUAUUGAUGCUUCUUUUGCUGAUGAUCCACCACUUCUUCCUUCUGGGUUUCGCAUCAUUCCUCUUGAUUCCGGAAAGGAGGCUUCCAGUCCUAAUCGCACUCUGGACCUUGCUUCUGCUCUUGAGAUUGGUCCUGGAAAUAGAACAUCUACUGAUUAUACUGGCAAUGGUGCUAAUAUGAGAUCUGUAAUGACAAUAGCGUUUGAAUUUGCAUUUGAGAGUCACUUGCAAGAAAAUGUAGCAUCUAUGGCUCGGCAAUAUGUUCGCAGCAUUAUAUCAUCAGUUCAGAGGGUGGCAUUAGCUCUCUCUCCCUCUCAUCUAAGUUCACAUGCUGGUCUUCGGUCACCAUUAGGCACUCCUGAAGCACAAACUCUUGCUCGGUGGAUUUGCCAAAGCUAUAGAUGCUACUUGGGUAUGGAGCUACUCAAAUCUAGUGGUGAAGGAAGUGAAUCCAUCCUCAAAACACUUUGGCAUCAUUCGGAUGCUAUCAUGUGCUGCUCUUUGAAGGCACUGCCAGUUUUCACCUUUGCAAACCAGGCCGGUCUCGACAUGCUUGAGACAACCCUGGUUGCUUUGCAGGACAUAACUUUGGAAAAGAUAUUUGAUGAUCAUGGAAGAAAAACUCUCUGCUCAGAGUUCCCACAGAUCAUGCAACAGGGUUUUGCAUGCCUUCAGGGUGGUAUCUGUUUGUCAAGCAUGGGUCGGCCAGUCUCAUAUGAGAGAGCAGUGGCCUGGAAGGUGCUGAAUGAGGAAGAGAAUGCUCAUUGCAUCUGCUUUAUGUUCAUGAACUGGUCUUUUGUCUGACAUGAGCAGAGCUGGAUUAAAAAGCAAUAGAGUAAUGAACUCCAGACUAUUAUCAUCGUUUGCUCUUUUUGUUUUUCUUUUGGACAUGGUAUCCUGCUAUACUGAUCAGGCUUCUAUUUACAUUUUAGGCUGCCUGCUUCUUCUGUUAUCUUAAGUUGAACGAGCUUUGUGUGCUUGCUUGCAGUUUUUAUAGUAUAGUUUCGGAAGUUUCAUUGCAAAA
This is a messenger RNA of Malania oleifera, 3865 nucleotides long. RefSeq names its product homeobox-leucine zipper protein ATHB-15. The transcript has 18 exons. Lineage: Eukaryota; Viridiplantae; Streptophyta; Magnoliopsida; Santalales; Ximeniaceae. Gene Ontology annotation, molecular function: DNA-binding transcription factor activity; lipid binding; DNA binding. The record is from RefSeq and is a predicted model, not a curated record. Bases 1135 to 3645 code for a protein of 836 amino acids.